Messenger RNA from Arabidopsis thaliana (thale cress), 2777 nucleotides. RefSeq names its product ARID/BRIGHT AND ELM2 DNA-binding domain-containing protein. Gene Ontology annotation, cellular component: nucleus. The record is from RefSeq and is marked reviewed. Bases 599 to 2329 code for a protein of 576 amino acids. The transcript is spliced from 2 exons. Gene Ontology annotation, molecular function: DNA binding. Lineage: Eukaryota; Viridiplantae; Streptophyta; Magnoliopsida; Brassicales; Brassicaceae.
UUUUCCAAUGAGUCUCUUUAUAUAUAAACCGUCGUGCUGCUUCAUUCAAUAAAACCCAUUUUGUCUACAUUUUCUUAAUACCAGCAGAAACUACAGAAAGAAGAUUUAUAUAAAUAAAAAAAUUACUAGACAAAAAGGUUAGUGAUUCCGCAAUAUUAUAAUCUAAUCCUCUUCGUUUGCAAGUUUCGUAUUUUCACAUUGUUUAGUAACCCUAAUUUUGGGGGAAAAUUAGUUUAUUCGAUUUUUUGAGGAAUAAGGGUCUGUAUCUGUGGGAAAUUUGAUUUUUGACCCUAAACUUCUUCUUCGGUCACCAUCCAUCGAAACCCAAACCUCGAAAGAGAGAGAGAGAAAUGGCGGGCCAAGGGGAAGUGGGGAAGCCGGUAUAGGGUUUUGCCAAAGGGAAAAAACUUCCUUAAAAUUUCGAUUUUUUUUAUGUUUCCCGCUUAAAAAAACCCUAAUUCCGCCAUGGAAUCUCUGAGGUCUUAAUCGUAAGUUCGUGAUUCUUUAGUUCCUUGAUCUUCUUGGGAUUUCAUUUUUCGUUUCUCUUUAGAUUACUGCUUCUUCUUUUUUUUGUUAGGUUUGUUAGAGAUAACGAGAAAUGGGAUCUGUUAAUUGUUGUAGGGUUCGUAGUUCGUUGUUAAUGGCGGGUUGGUCGAUGGUAGCCGACGAGGAUGCCGUCGAUUAUAGCAAGACUCCAAAGAGUCUCGAUGCGAAUAGGUCUCCUGAAAGCGUUAACCCAGAAUCUACAGGGUUUGAAAAGAAGAUUAAAGAACUCAUCUCCUUGUUCCGACCUUUGCUUGAUUCUUUUCUCGCUGAGUUUUGUUCGGCGGAUGGUUUUCUACCUCUUCCUGCGAUGACCGGUGAAGGAAGGACCGUUGAUUUGUUCAAUCUCUUUUUGAACGUGACUCACAAAGGCGGAUUCGAUGCAGUUUCUGAGAAUGGGUCAUGGGAUGAAGUUGUUCAAGAGUCUGGAUUAGAGUCUUAUGACUCUGCAUCUGCGAAAUUGAUCUAUGUUAAGUAUCUUGAUGCAUUUGGUCGAUGGUUGAACAGAGUUGUUGCAGGAGAUACUGAUGUUAGUAGCGUGGAGUUGUCUGGAAUCUCUGAUGCUUUGGUGGCUAGACUUAACGGUUUUUUAUCUGAAGUGAAAAAGAAAUAUGAGCUGAGGAAAGGUAGACCUGCAAAGGAGUUAGGAGCAGAGCUUAAAUGGUUUAUUUCGAAAACGAAGAGAAGAUAUGAUAAGCACCAUGUUGGCAAAGAGUCUGCUUCGAAUGAUGCUGUGAAAGAGUUUCAGGGAUCAAAAUUGGCGGAGAGGAGACUGGAGCAGAUAAUGAUCCUUGAAUCAGUUACUCAGGAAUGCUCUUCUCCUGGGAAGAGAAAACGAGAAUGUCCUUUGGAGACAUUGAAAUGGUUAAGCGAUGUUGCUAAGGAUCCAUGUGACCCAUCUCUUGGUAUUGUGCCAGAUAGAUCAGAGUGGGUAUCUUAUGGAAGUGAAGAGCCAUGGAAACAACUUCUUCUGUUUAGGGCCUCAAGAACAAACAAUGAUUCAGCUUGUGAAAAGACUUGGCAGAAAGUCCAGAAGAUGCACCCAUGCCUGUAUGAUGAUAGUGCUGGAGCUAGUUACAAUCUAAGAGAGAGACUGAGUUACGAGGAUUACAAGAGGGGAAAGACUGGGAAUGGCUCGGAUAUAGGCAGUUCAGAUGAGGAGGAUAGACCAUGUGCUCUAGUUGGGUCAAAGUUUCAAGCUAAAGUACCGGAGUGGACUGGCAUAACCCCUGAAAGUGAUUCAAAGUGGUUGGGCACUCGGAUCUGGCCACUGACCAAAGAACAAACCAAGGCUAAUCUUCUUAUCGAAAGAGAUCGUAUUGGAAAAGGAAGACAAGAUCCUUGUGGCUGCCAUAAUCCAGGAUCUAUUGAAUGUGUCAAGUUUCAUAUCACUGCAAAACGGGAUAAACUGAAACUUGAACUUGGUCCAGCUUUCUACAUGUGGUGUUUUGAUGUCAUGGGUGAAUGUACUCUCCAGUAUUGGACAGACUUAGAACUGAAGAAGAUAAAGUCUUUGAUGAGUUCUCCACCGUCACUUAGCCCAGCCUUCAUCCAUCAGGCCAAGAUGAUUCUUCCUUCGAAGAGCAGAGGAAAAAUUGUGAGCUACUUCUACAACGUGACCCUUUUGCAGUACAGAGCAAGUCAGAGUAGAAUAACACCUCACGAUAUAGACAGUGAUACUGAUCAAAUAUUCCUCCGCGCAACAGAGAAUGAAAAUCCAGCCCCCGAAGCAAACACAUUUCAGAAACCCGCCCUGCUUUCGCCUAAUAAAAAAAGAUGUCGAUAGAGCUAUCACCCGGUUGAGAUUCAAGUAGGAGCAGCUCUUUUAGUUUUCUUCGUUUUUGGGGCUUCUAUUGCCAUUGAAACUGCUUUAGACUCUGUGGGGAAAAGGCUUCAUAAUAGCAUCUUCUUAGCAAAUUCUGGUUUUAGUUUUGAGGUAAAUACUUGCAUCUCUUCCUUGAUGAUCCUACAGUAGGAUUCCUUUUUGUUGGCAUUGCUUGAAAUGCUUUGCGGAAACUGGUGAAUCAGAGAGAUGAUUUCUAUCAGUACAGUGAGAGAAAUUUGGAUUAGUUUGGUGAAUACAACAGAGGCAAAAUGUAAUUGCUAUAUGUUUUUUUUUCUGUUUUUUUCCAAGGAAAAUGAAGAAAUGAGUAAAUCUCUCUUGUUAUUAAUCGAGUUCUCAGUUUCAUGAUUUCGACUAUAACCCCCUCAUCACAAGAUAAAUUUAAACCUUU